Molecule: messenger RNA, 1950 nt
Organism: Fusarium keratoplasticum
Lineage: Eukaryota; Fungi; Ascomycota; Sordariomycetes; Hypocreales; Nectriaceae
Product: HET domain-containing protein
Exons: 1
Coding region: 1-1950 (649 amino acids)
Source: RefSeq, a predicted model, not a curated record
AUGCGACGUUGUAGAGGGCGCGACGUACAAGGACUACAAUGCUACAUUGAUGCGGAUUGCUACGCGAAACUUCCCGGCCGCCUAGAGGAUGUUAUCAACUUCAACAAGCUCAGUGUGCGUGUGGUCAAUCAGAGCACCUAUUUCCCUAGGACUGUGUUGGUACUCCAGCCAUGCAGCGACCCGGUCCCUCAUGUAUCCAACACUCGCGGCUUCACCCCGGAGCCUACGUAUCCUAAGCAGCCUUCUGGUCGAUUAAUGGCUCCGUACUAUCAACCACAUCUGCUCCGUCAAUGGAUGUCCUGCUGCCAUGAGCGCCAUGGUAAUGCGUGCCACAUGCCGGCAUGGCGAGCGAAUGAGGACGAUAAGUCACCACAGCUCAGGUUCGUCGAUACCGAACAAUUUUGUAUCGUCGAUGGUCCAGAAGAUUGUCAGUAUGCUGCACUGAGCUACGUGUGGGGAUCAGCAGCCCACAACUGCUUGACGAACACACGGAGGACAGCUCAAUGGCUACGCAGCCCUGGCUGCCUGCUACACGAUGUUGUCCCCAAGACCAUCUUCGAUGCCAUCAAAGUGGCUCAAUCUAUUGGAUUCAAGUAUCUCUGGGUCGACUCUCUAUGCAUCAUCCAGGACGACGACGAUGACAAGCGGCAGCAGCUUUCUUUCAUGGAUUGUGUGUAUGCCAACGCGUAUUGCACAAUUGCUGCUGCCAGCGCUUUGCAUGCGGACAUGGGCAUCGCUGGCGUGCGAGAAUCUCUGAUGCGGCAUCCUCAACAAGCGAUGGUCUCGGUUUCGUCCUCCCUACGUCUGAUUCGCAGUACACAUCUUUAUACUGGCACAGCAUACGAAAAGUCGCCUUGGAAACGCCGUGCCUGGACAAUGCAAGAAUCACUCCUUUCCCGCCGCCUGAUAAUGUUCACCGAUGACGAGGUUUUUUGGCGAUGCCAAAAGGCGACCUGGUGUGAGAGCCUCGCGCUCGAGCUUUGUUCGACGCAGCGAAGGGAGCCUAGAAUCACCUCUUACCAGUCGUUCGGAUGCUAUGACUUGAUGGAGAUAGGGCCAAGCCGAGCCUUCAGACCUGAGUACGCUUACAGGGUAAUCUCACAUUACGCAAAGCGCAGCAUAACGAAUCAAUCCGACUCCCUAAAAGCCAUCCAGGGCUAUCUCCGGCGGCUUUAUAUGAAGCACACACUCGCUCAAAGCGACUGGGGUCAUCUUCUUUUCCUUCGUUUUGAGGAGUCACUGGCUUGGGUGGGCGGCGACUGCGCUCGUCGCGUGGCAGAAGAAUGUGUCUAUAACCGUGACGGAUCAUCUCAUCAUGUGAGGUUUCCAAGCUGGUCCUGGCUGGGCUGGGACUUUGAGCAUGCCGGUUUGGGGAGGCUUUUCAAACUUCCAAUUGCCACGGAUAUGGUCAUGCCUGAGCUGGAUUUUUACAGACUCGACAUCUAUGGCAGAGUUCGUGCUCAAAUGCCUCGAAAUUUAUUCGCUCCGCACGUCAAGCCACUCGAUCUGAGUGCUCUCAAUGAGGAGUUGGCCGGAGACUGGAAACAAUCCACAUCAAUUGACGAGGACGAUUUCAACGGCAUGGACUUUCAUGAUUCUGGACGUUUGCUCUUCUGGACGAGCGCAACGACCCUUCGACUGAACAAAGUGUUACAAGGACGCGAUCUAGGUUAUGAGUGGGAGAUGACUGAUCAACAGGGAAGAAAAGUAGGAGGCAUGUCGGAGUAUGCACUCCCGAGCAGCACCAACGAAGGGGACCAUUGCAUGAUUGUUGUCUCUCGCGUUCAUGAUGAAAUUCGAGUAGAAAAGGUGCUACCGGAAUUACAUGUCCUCGUCAUCGAGUGGGAUGAUGUGGAACAGCGGGUUGCGCACCGUGUUGGAGCAGGGUCUGUAGAUGAAGCUGCUUGGGUAAGAGCUAAACCUGAGUGGAUCAAGGUGACAUUGGCUUAA